AUGACCCUUGAGCAUGUAUUUCGCGGCGGUCAAGCUCCUGCUGCCUACAAGAGGUUCCGCGCCGCCUUGAUGCUGUCCGUCAGUUAUGAUUCAGUCCUCAAGACGUGCUUUGUACUUGAGGAUGGAACGGGACGAGGAGUCGGCUACAUCGUCGGUACUGUCGACACGAGAGCUUUCGCAGAGCAGUGGACGGAGCAGUUCAUAUCAGUCCUUGAGAAACAAGGCAUUCCCAGGCCAGACUCUGACACGAACACGAAUUGGAAUGAGAACCUGCCAGGUGCACUCGGACUUCUCGCCUACUCCCCGGACCAAGUCCUCCACGACAACUUUCAUGAGCUUCUUGGGCAGUAUCCAUCCCAUCUACACAUCGACAUCUUACCGAGGUAUCAGGGCCAGGGAAUGGGUGGUGUACUCAUGCAGACAUUUCUGGAAGCAUUGCGCAAGCUGAGCUCCAAAGGCGUGCAUCUUGGCAUGAAUGCUUCCAAUGAUAGAGCGAUGAAAUUCUACCAGCGCAUGGGCUUCCAAAGAUUUGCCGAAGUGAUGGACGAGGGCAAGAGCGGGGAGAUCGGCCGCGAUGGCACAACGAUCUACAUGGUCGCGUCGCUGUAG
Molecule: messenger RNA, 609 nt
Organism: Cyphellophora attinorum
Lineage: Eukaryota; Fungi; Ascomycota; Eurotiomycetes; Chaetothyriales; Cyphellophoraceae
Product: putative acetyltransferase OgpAT
Exons: 2
Coding region: 1-609 (202 amino acids)
Molecular function (GO): acyltransferase activity, transferring groups other than amino-acyl groups
Source: RefSeq, a predicted model, not a curated record